Molecule: messenger RNA, 1359 nt
Organism: Spizellomyces punctatus DAOM BR117
Lineage: Eukaryota; Fungi; Chytridiomycota; Chytridiomycetes; Spizellomycetales; Spizellomycetaceae
Exons: 6
Coding region: 100-924 (274 amino acids)
Biological process (GO): triglyceride biosynthetic process
Cellular component (GO): endoplasmic reticulum membrane
Molecular function (GO): diacylglycerol O-acyltransferase activity
Source: RefSeq, a predicted model, not a curated record
AGCGCAGCAGCGAUUCCCGCAAAAUGCCUGGCAAAGCAGCUAUUUCAGUCGCCUUUUACCGAGCUUUUUCUAGAGUAGCCAUAUUGAUUCACAAUCGCAAUGUUUCAUAAACGUAUCAUUCAACUCAUUGCCGUACUCAUUCCCGUCCUUGUCCUGACAAUGGGCCCGCUUGUCGUACUGACUCUGUCCUUGUCGACCACCUUAUUUCGUCCCGUGCUUCUCGUUUAUGUGGCAUGGUACGCUUUAUUUGAUCGCGAUCCGUGGAAGGGCGGAGGGAACCGAGUCAACGACGUUCUAAAGAACAGGCUGUAUUUGCCAGAGCAUAUCCGCGACUAUUUCCCGCAAGAGUUGCACAAAGAGGCGGAUUUAGAUCCAGAAAACGGGCCCUAUCUGAUGGGUUUGCAUCCUCAUGGCAUUAUCUGCUACAGUCAUUUUGUCAACGUUCUCACGGAUGUCACCGGAUUCAAAUCUCUCUUUCCGUCCAUCGACCGCCGUAUUGCCACGCUCAAUAUCAUCUUCCUCUUUCCGUUCAUUCGAGAGCUCGCAUUGAUUCAUGGUCUUAUUAGCGUUGAAAAGAAUUCGAUCAAAUACUGGCUGAGUAGAGGUCGAAAUAAGGCUGUUGGAGUUGUGAUUGGCGGGGCAGCCGAGAGCUUGGAGUGUUUUGAGGGAACGAAUAGGAUCGUCUUGAAGAAAAGGAAGGGUUUCUUUAAGGUUGCUUUGGAAACUGGUGCAGCCCUCGUUCCGAUAUACAGUUUUGGAGAAACAUCGCUAUGGAAUCAAAUGAGCCACCCUAUGCUCUACAAACUUCAAAAAGCACUCCUGCGACUAUGCGGCUUCACCAUACCUCUGGCUUACGGACGAUGGUAUACACUGAUCCCGCGACAGCAACGUGUCGUCACCGUUGGUACGUUGCAGCCUUGCUAAGGACAGGUAACCCCCCUGAUACGUUGCCUAUCAUACUUGCAGUAGGAAAACCGAUACCCGUUACUAAAACGGAAAAUCCAACCUCGACUCAAAUCGACGAACUGCAAGCAAAAUACAUUCAAGCUCUGCAGAGCCUUUAUGACAAAUAUAAGGAUGAGUACGACAAGGAUCGGAAAGAGGAGUUGAAGAUUGUAGGAUGAAUCAAUGCAUAUGAGGCAGAUUAAGGGAUCUGAGUAUGAGGAAAGGCGGAGGAAGUAGUAAUUAAAGGCACAAACAGGAAACAAGAAUUCUUUGACAGCAAUCGCGUCAGACAAUGAGUUAGCGUCCUGCGAUAUGGUUAACUGCCCUUGGUCAUCUAAACUGUAUUUAUGUACUUUUGCAGACUUUUAUUGCUGAUAAUAAGCAUUUGCACCAUAUACGAUUUCUUCAUGGUAA